Thecamonas trahens ATCC 50062 is the source of this 10622-nucleotide messenger RNA. RefSeq lists its product as uncharacterized. Gene Ontology annotation, molecular function: ubiquitin binding. The transcript has 8 exons. Gene Ontology annotation, cellular component: nucleus; cytoplasm. The coding region runs from base 1 to 10536 and encodes 3511 amino acids. The record is from RefSeq and is a predicted model, not a curated record. Gene Ontology annotation, biological process: proteasome-mediated ubiquitin-dependent protein catabolic process; ubiquitin recycling; signal transduction. Lineage: Eukaryota; Apusomonadida; Apusomonadidae.
AUGCAUAUCGAAGCGACGUCAUCGUCACCAGCCGGGCCCUCCUCCACCAAGUCAUACGAUGUCUUCCUCUGCCACGGCUCCAACGACAAGGGGCUCAUGCUCUCGCUCCGCGACAAGCUCGUUGCCCUCGGUCUGCGCGUCUUUCUCGACGUCAAGUCGCUCGACGCCAUGAUUGUCCAAGAUCCCGCAGACUGCGCCCGGCUUGCCCGUGACUCACACGUUGUGGUCGUCGUCGUCUCAAAGUACUCAAUCGUCACACGGUGGGCCAUCGCAGAGGCCGACGCAGCCCUCGCUGAUCCGACUUGCAAGCUCUCGCUCGAGACCGUCUCGUCGCCGGCAUGGCGUGACGGCCCGCGGGAUGCCAGCCACCCUCUACUGGCGUACAUGGCGGCGGCUUUCCCGCCGCAGAUCCCGAACAACCCCGUGAAGGACCUGGUUGCUGCUGUGCGCAAAGAUGCUUCGUCUAAGGCUUUCAUUCCAUCGAGAGCCGUGGACCCUGUCACGCAUCGUGGUGCUGAGCGCUUUCGCUUUGAUGGCUCGUACGAAAACGUCAUCAACAUCGGUGGCUCACUGGUUGCUGGUGGAUGUGGGAAGAAUGUGGACGUACUUGACGUGCUAACUGGUGAACGCGUGGAGGUGCUGGAGGGCCACACCGACUGUGUGAAUGGUGUUCUUGCGCUGCCGAGUGCGGAUGGCCAGCAGCCUGUCCUGGUCUCGUGGUCGAGAGACAACACGAUCCGGGUGUGGCAUGCUGCGGACGACGGGACGGGCGCCAUGCGGUACACCGCGAACAGGGACUCCUGUGAGGUGCUGGAGGGCCACACCUACGGUGUGGAGGGUGUGAUUGCGCUGCCGAGUGCGGACAGCCAGCUGCCUGUCCUGGUCUCGUGGUCGUUCGACGGGACGAUCCGGGUGUGGCAUCCUGCGGACGACGGGACGGGCGCCAUGCGGUACACCGCGAACAGUGCCUCCUGUAAGGUGCUGAAGGGCCACACCAGCUGGGUGAAUGGUGUGAUUGCGCUGCCGAGUGCGGAUGGCCAGCUGCCUCUCCUGGUCUCGUGGUCGGCCGACAACACGAUCCGGGUGUGGCCUGCGGACGACGGAACGGGCGCCAUGCGGUACACCGCGAACAGUGCCUCCUGUGAGGUGCUGGAUGGCCACACCAAGUGUGUGCAGGGUGUGAUUGCGCAGCUGCCUGUCCUGGUCUCGUGGUCAGAGGACAAGACGGUCCGGGUGUGGCAUGCUGCGGACGACGGGACGGGCGCCAUGCGGUACACCGCGGACAGUGCCUUCUGUGAGGUGCUGGAGGGCCACACCUACGGUGCGCAGGGUGUGAUUGCGCUGCCGAGUGCACAUGGCCAGCUGCCUGUCCUGGUCUCGUGGUCGUUCGACGGGACGAUCCGGGUGUGGCAUCCUGCGGACGACGGGACGGGCGCCAUGCGGUACACCGCGGACAGUGCCUCCUGUGAGGUGCUGGAGGGCCACACCAGCGGUGUGAAUGGUGUGAUUGCGCUGCCGAGUGCGGAUGGCCAGCAGCCUGUCCUGGUCUCGUGGUCGGACGACAAGACGAUCCGGAUGUGGCAUGCUGCGGACGACGGAACGGGCGCCAUGCGGUACACCGCGGACAGUGCCUCCUGUGAGGUGCUGGAGGGCCACACCAGCGGUGUGAAUGGUGUGAUUGCGCUGCCGAGUGCGGAUGGCCAGCUGCCUCUCCUGGUCUCGUGGUCGGCCGACAACACGAUCCGGGUGUGGCCUGCGGACGACGGGACGGGCGCCAUGCGGUACACCGCGAACAGUGCCUCCUGUAAGGUGCUGAAGGGCCACACCAGCCUUGUGCGGGGUGUGAUUGCGCUGCCGAGUGCGAAUGGCCAGCUGCCCGUCCUGGUCUCGUGGUCGGGGGACAACACGAUCCGGGUGUGGCAUGCUGCGGACGACAGGACAGACGCCAUGCGGUACACCGCGGACAGUGCCUCCUGUGAGGUGCUGGAGGGCCGCACCGGCAAUGUGAAGGGUGUGAUUGCGCUGCCGAGUGCGGACAGCCAGCUGCCUGUCCUGGUCUCGUGGUCGGGGGACGAGACGAUCCGGGUGUGGCAUGCUGCGGACGACGGGACGGGCGCCAUGCGGUACACCGCGAACAGGGACUCCUGUGAGGUGCUGGAGGGCCACACCUACGGUGUGCGGGAUGUGAUUGCGCUGCCGAGUGCGCAUGGCCAGCUGCCUGUCCUGGUCUCGUGGUCGUGGGACAACACGAUCCGGGUGUGGCAUGCUGCGGACGACGGGACGGGCGCCAUUCGAUACACCGCGCACAGGGACUCCUGUGAGGUGCUGGAUGGCCACACCAAGUCGCUAUUCGCCGCGACAACUGUCGCCGUCUCCGUCCGCCCUCUCCGCCUCGGCCUUGUCGAGCACGUGGUCGGCCUCAAAAUUGCCUCGGACGGCGGCACGCAAGUCGCUGACGACCACCACGCGGACGCGACCACCAUGCUCGAUGGCUCGGCAGACCUGCCACCAAAGCUGCUGGAGCUUGUGGAUCAUGGCGCAAGUCUCGAUGGCCAUGUGGUUCUCUUCUGCCAGGACCACUGCGACGAGGACGUAGGCAAACUCGCGGUGGUGGUCGACAACGCCAUCAACAACGCCAUCGCCGCCGGGGACGAGCAUGGCCUCCACCUCGGUGCAUGGGUCGUCGAUGUCGGCGCAGAAUUCCGCGCGGAGUUCCCUCCCACGUCCGAUGAUGACUCUGAGGAUGACAUCAACAGCGCCGUCGAUGACGAUGAUGAGCGCUUUGUGUGGGAGGCGAGCGCCUCCCGCCCGUCCUUCACCGCACAACGGGUGGACCGUCUUGGGGCUGUAGGCUCGUCCUCUGUCUCAUUUUACGCCGAUGGCGAGCUCCUUGCCCGCCAUCGCCACCGCCAGUUUGGCCCGCUUGACGCUGGCGAUCUUGCUGCCUGGAUGGCCAAGCAGAUUGUCCCGCCGGUUGCCAUCGCCGACUCGGUGGAUGCUGUCCACGCCCUCACCGACACCGUGCUCGACACCGGUCACGAUGCCCUCGUUGCCCUCCUCAUCCUCGGCGAUGCCCAGCUCGAAGCCCACCGUCCUCUCCUCACCCAUCGCCACCACGCCCAUCCUGACGCAGACACCGCACCCACUUCCGCCGCCGCUUUCAUCCACGCCGCAUCGCUUCUCCGCCACGAGGCCACCUUUGCCGCCGUGCCCAUGACAGUCGCCCGCGCCGUCGCCGACGGCGCCGCCUCUGCAUACGAUGCCAAGCCACAUCGGAUCCUGCUCGAAGGCGUGGCUGACAAGUGCGCCAUCGAGUCGGCGGGACACGCCCUCGCCGGCUGCAUCGUGGCGGUGACCAACCAUGCCGAGGGCGGGCGUGACGAACGCUACCCGCACCUCGAGGUCUACCACGACGAUCCGACAACAUCGCCGGGUGCCCUGCGUGCCUUCUUUGAGCGCCAGCUUCAUCCGCUCGUGGCUGUGCUCACGCCGGCCAACGUCGCCCACUACGAGGCUAUGCAGCUACCGGUCGUCUACGUCUUUGUUCCGCGCCUCGAGUCGGACAACGACGAUGAUCGCGCGCGCGUCGCUCGCCUCCGCGAUCUUCUACUGCCCAUUGCCAACAGCUACCGCCAUCAGCUCCGCUUCGGCCUCCAGGACGCGGCUACCUACGUCGCCCAUGCCCGCCAUCUCGGCCUUGCCACAGACGGCGCCUGGCCCGCCCUCGCCAUCGAAGACCAUCCGCUGCACUAUGCCUACCACCUUCGCGGCGAACGCCUCCCCUCCUCCAGCCCGCUCAAGCUCAAGCGCUUCUUGGCCUCCUUCUUGGCCGGCAAGCUUGAGCCGACCCUGGUCUCCGAGCCGGUGCCCAGCUCGGCUGCCGCCCGCGGCAAGGCCACCCGCCUCGUCGGAUCUACCUUUGAGCGUGCUGUGCUGACGGCGAGCAAACCGACUCUGGUCAUGCUCUACGCCCCAUGGUGUGGCCACUCGCAGCGGCUGCUUCCGGUCUUGGAUGACCUCGCCGCCCUCUACCAUGGCGCCGCCUCGCCGCCUCGCGUAGCCGACGAGCACAUCCACCUCCUCCGCGACGCCUACGGCUCGCGCGAGGUCAAUGUCGCCAUCAUGGACUUUACCCGCAACGACGUGCCCGGCAAGCGUGGCAACCGCAUCAUCCGCGCCUUUCCCACCAUUCUCCUCUACUCGCCGUCCCAUCACGACGAACCAGCCGUCUUUGGCGGCGACGCCCGCGACGACCUCGUCUCAAUCCUCCGCUGGCUCCGGCGCACCCUCCGUCGCAGCGACUUUGAGACGGACAGCGUUUCGACCAGGGUUCGCAUCUGUGGCACCGGCAAAGCGUGGACCUACCGCUCGCUGAGUCUGCCUGGGACGUCCAUGGCGGGUGCUCCCUUCAUCACUACCCUGAGCGACCGUUACAUCAUUGGUGAUCUCGACAAGCUCAUCGCCUCGGAUACAAACGGUACCCUAAAGCAGAAGCCCGACGUCAUGUUCUGCCACGACGUCGAUGACAACAACCAGGAUGACGACCUCAACGCCGAUUGCUACACUGACAAGGACCCCGACGAUGACUGCUCCAUCGAAAACCUCCAGGACCACGUGGACACAUGGAUUCGCGACGACAACCAUGCUACCUCUUCCCACUACACCAAGUUUGAUUUUUGCUGCCGCCGGGCGCAGACUGUUGCAGACCUCGAGUCGACCCCCUCGCCCAACUUCUACGUGCCCUCCAAGAGCUACGAUGGUGGCGUCAUGCUUGACCCAGAUCCGGACAUGGACUGGCGCGACGGCUAUGAGCCGACCGACCCUAGCGACUGGGAUGGCAUGACGGGCUCAUCGCCCGAGUUGGCCCUGCAGCGGGUCAAAGCCACUAGCUUUGGCUCCAAGUUUGACGACAAGGCCUUCUGCUAUCAUCCCUACGAGGUCUUUGAGCUCAACAAUAUCGUGAGAGGCGAUUGCGCCAGUGGAUACAAAAAGGUCGAGCUGGUGAUUGAAGACAUGAGGAAUGGCAUGGUCAUCUACUAUCCGCACACAGAGGGGCCCCAGGACAUCCCCGUUGCCCGCUUCCACGACGAGGACUUUGUCUUUACCCUCUGCUGUGCCGAGGACGGAUUCGACUGUGGGAGCAGUGCCGACUGCAACGGCAAUGGAAAGUGCUCGCUCGAGACUGCCUCCUGUGAAUGCAACUCGGACGACCACACCUACCCGCACUGCGGUGGCUGGUGCGGCGAUGGUGUUGUGCAAGACGACUUUGAGCAGUGUGACGACGAGUUGGAUCCAGAGUGCGAUAUGCGGACGUGCCGUGGCAAAACGCGGCCGUCCGACAUCUCCUUCUCCAAUACCGCCUACAACGGCUUUACCGCAACCUUUUCCACCUCUGCCUUUGGUUGGGCUGUGCCCGAGACCGGCGAGUGGCAGCGUUCGGCGCCGGCGACGGUGACCACCAACUGCAACUGUCCGGGACGGCCCUCGACAACUCCGCAGAACUUUGCCGUCACCCAAAAGGGCACCGAAGUCUUCUUCGCAUGGAACGAUGCCACAGCGUGUGAGGAUCGCUUCACUGUCCAUCGCCGCCUCAUGUCCGACCCGCAGCCCUCCAUCAUCGCCUCCUACUCGCUCCCGGCCAAGGACGCUUGCUCCACCGAGCCGCUCGCCCCGACCUCGGACGCCGACAACGUAGCCAAUCUUAUCCUCGGCUCGACUUACGAGUACUCGAUCGAGGCCAAGGACUCUAUCUCCGGCUUCACCUCUGCGCGCGCCACCGCCGAGCUCAAUGUCGACUGGGUUGCCACCAUCAUGAUCAGCGUCCUCUCCACCUCGGGCACUGGCAUCGUUGGCACUUCGGUCGUUGUCACCUACCCUGGCUCGGCUGUCCCACUGGCCAUGGCCGUCACCGACCGCUCUGGUGCCGCCCAGCUAGCCAUUCAGAUCCCCAACGAGCCCAACGCCGCCAUCGAGCUCAUGGUCCAUGCAUCCAAGACAACGGCAGGCAAUGUCCACACCUACAAGUGUGCCGGUGGCAGCCCGUGCAACAGCACGCUUGUCUCGGUCACACACCUCGGCACGGCCCAAGCCCAGUUCAUGGAUGUCUCGGUCGUCUCGGUCGCCGGAUUGCUCACAGUCGCCUCCACUGCCGAGUACACUGAGGACGCGCGCCCGUGUCCUGUCGCCGAUCCGCGAGCCUACAUCUGCUCCUAUCAUGCAGUCACCUUUGAGCGCCUCGAGUGCACCCGCCCAGACGCGGCCGGUGCCUACGCCCUCACCUUCCCAGUCGGCAUCUCGGUCCAUGUCAUGGCGUCGUGGCAACUGAAGAACGUCGAUACGACAGAGAAGCCCAACUUUGAGUUUGCGCCGGCCAUCGGCAAGUCGGCGCACAAGAUGACCCCGCUCCCGCUCGCAUCGGCGUACACUGGCCACGGCUCUAUCGAGUCGAUCACUGUGCUUGGUGCGUCGUCAACGCGCGGGAGUUCGCCAAAGACCUCGCUCCCGCUGCCGUCUUUCCUCCUCGCGGCCUCGAUCGAGCACUACGAGGGUGUCGACUUUGAGGACCAGACCGCGGUUGAGCUCUCUGUCGAAGUCGCCGGCGGUAAGUGCAACUUCCCGAUCGGGCCGGGCGUCGUCCGCCUCAUCGCUGCUACGUGUCCCAAGUACAUCCGCCGCGUCGUUGCCGGCUCGUCGUCCUCGUACAUCUCGACCUUUGCGCUUCCGGCCAUGCUCUUUGAUGCCACUUUUGAGGACAUCGACGCCAUGCAGCCGCAUCUCUGGGUCCCGGGCAUCUCGGUCGGUCAGGUCGGCACCUACUUCCGCGCCGUCCUUGAGGACCGCGUCGAAGCCGAUCUCCGCUCCGGCUCGAGCACCGCCCGCUACGAGUUCCACGUUCCGCCCCAGAUCUCGAUGAAGGGCAUCUCGUUUUCCUCAUCGUCGUGCGGGUACGCUGUGCUCCCGUUGGAAUCCAUCAACUACGUGGCGUUGGUCUUCGAAGAGCAUUUCACAGACCACAUGCUCUGCCGCGACUUUCCCAUCACCUCGCCCAACCUGGUGGCCGAGUCCCGGGACGAGAAGCCGCGAGUUGCGGCGACGAUCAGAGUCUAUGACACUGUCUCGACCCAGGUCCUUACCGACGGCUCGGUCUAUCCGUGCGCCACCGAUGCUGGCUGCGAAGUCCCGCUGCAGCACGGGUGGCCGGCACACGCCAUUCUCGGCGGAGUGGACAACGUGACGUUUUUGUCAUGGCCCAUUGCAGUGGCAGGUGAGCUGGCCCGCCCAGGUGGCUUCCUGAUGCGGAUGCCAACCGAGGUGGUGACGUCCAAGUUGUACGAUCCGCCUGGCGGUCUUUCGACCUCGUAUGUCGAGAACGGCAAAUCUGUGGAGACCACGUUCGAGUACGCAACAGGUGGAGAGUUUACCCGCGAACAGUCUAUGACCCUCGGCCAUGGCGUCAAAAUCAAGAAUACGGCGUGCGUCGGUGCGCCUGGGGCCACGACUUGCACCGACACAGUCGACACAACGAUAGCGCUCGAGCACACCGCGGAGAUGGCGUUCACGCUCGGCUCGGACACGUCGCAGACCGAAGGGACGAUGACGAUGAAGUCGGACAAGAUGACCACGUCAGACGAUCCAGCCUUUAUCGCUGUUGACGACGGCGCGGGCAACACCAUCCACUACCCGGACCUGCUGGUCAUGCCAGCACUGACGGUCAAGUUUACUCCGACGGACAAGGUCGCCUUUGACGCCGAUGCAGCCAACAGCGGCAGCUGCGAGUCAGAGCAUCGCAAUGAUGGCCUCUCCAAGACAACGAGCAUUCAGUGGGCACCCGAGCCGACCUCAGUCCUUCUCUACCACACCAUCUAUGACGCAGUCACUGGCGUUCUGCCCGAGCUCCACAUGCUGCUCAUGCUGGAGCACAAGAACCCAAAGUCUGAUCCUGUACAGAUCGACAGGCUGACAAAGUCGAUACAUGCGUGGAACCUCAUCCUCCUUGCGCACAACCUCGACUACGAGAUUGCACAGCCGAUUGAGCUGGGUGACGCCUCCGAGCUGGUUUUCUCAGGCGGCGGGUACACCAUCGAGAGGACCUCGGUGGAGGAGGUGUCCGACGGUGAUACAUACGACUUUUCGUUCUACAUGGACACUGCCGUGCAGAGCGAGGCCAAGUUUGAUACCACUCUUUUCCAGUCAAAGGUCGCCAUCGGCCUCACCACCAAGUUUGCCGGCCAAGUUCGCGUCGGCAACUCGGAGACGAGCAACACAGUGACCUCCAACGAGGUUGGCUUCACGCUCGGCGAUGGCGAGCUCGGCGACUACUUCCAGGUCAAGGUCUUUGAGUCGCCCAAGUACGGCACGCCGCUGUUCAAGACCACAGGCGGUGUGUCCAAGUGUCCGCACGAGAUCGGGACGACGCCGCGCGAAGCUGUGGCUUUCAACCUCCUCACCUCGGGCACCGUCAUCAACAUCCCACCGCUUGGUGCAGCCUCCUUUGAGGCGGAAAUAGUAAGCACAUCGCCGACUCAGGAGGCCAUGGUCAUGAACUUGCGACCGGACUUGGUGACCAACCCGGACGGCCUGGUCGUCAAGCUCAACGGUGCCCCAUUCAUCGAGCCGGUCGAGAUCGCCGCCGGCUACAACUCGCCCACCAAGGUGACGUUUACGGCUUCACGUGGGCCGUCCGCCUACAUCUAUGACAACGUCGCCAUCAAGGCUGUCUCGCUUUGCGAAGACGAGCAGUACUACACCAUGGGUACCCUCUCGCGCUCAGCGCCCAUCGAAGGCGCGAUCGCGCUCUCGGCCCGUUUCUUGCAGCCGUGCGCCGGACUCUCCUGGGCCGGCGAUCUUCAGCGGCAGGGCAAGUUCCUCAUCAACACCGCCUCGCUUGAAACCGCCUUUCCUAACAAGAUCCGCGGCCUGGUGUACAACCCCGAGUACUAUCUGCAGGCCUGGAGCGAGCAUCCGCGGCUGGCGAGCGUCCAGCUGGAAUGGCGCCGGCGCGGGACUGCCACCUGGGAGCGUGCGCGCGAUGCAUCGCUAGACGUCAUCGAUCUCGUCGCCGAGGAAGACAUGUUUGGCUUUGGCCUCUUUGAGUGGGACGUCGCCAACUUUCUCGACGGCUUCUACGAGCUGCGUGCAGUGGCGCAGUGCGUGCCGACCGGGCGCGACGAUCUCGACGCAACGUACGCCACCGUGCUCUCGGGCGUCAUCGAUCGUGUCCCGCCAGCCCAACUGGGCGAGGCAGAGCCUGCUGAUGGCGUCUACUUUCCGGGCGAUGCCAUCAGCAUUGCCUUUACCGAGGACAUCGACUGCGAGGCGCCGACGAGGUUCCUGUACUCGGUCAUGGUCGAUCGGGUCCCGCGGCCGGCCUCCACCCUCAAGGUGCGGUGCGAGGGCAACACCAUCAGCUUUGGCAUCGACAACACCCUCCCGCUCAGCUCGCUCGCUGGCGCCGAGGUCAUCAUCGCCCUCUCCAACGUCUACGAUCUUGCCGACAACGUAGCGCCCGAGGUCUUUGAGUGGGUCUUCAGUGUCUACCCGGUCCAGGUCAAAGACACCUCGGUCCGGCUUGACGGCCUCGUCUUUGGCUCGCCGUACGGCUCACUCUCGCCCAGCCCCCAGGCCUGGGCCGGUGCGCUCAUUGCCGACCUCGAGAUCGCCAUGGAGCUCACGCUCGGCCCGUCCGCUUCUGGCCCGCAGCCGGCCUCUUCCGCAGACGUCCGCGUCUCGGCCGGCAUUGCCGACCGCAUGCGCGUCUCGUUCAUCGGGCCCAACCCGGCCAAUGCGGGAAGUACCAUCGUCUCGCUCUUUGUCACGGCCGGCAACAACCCGCCGGCCGACGACCUCGCCUCGGCGGUUCGUGCGAUCGUGAGCUCGGGCGUCGAGGCGGUGACUGCACGGGCUGCGCGGGGUCUGCGCGCCAGCCGCCGCGCGCAUGACCUCUUCGCCAUGACACUGCAAGAUCGCAAGGCCAGCGAAAGUAUUGCGAUUCGCGCGAUUGCUUUGCCUACGCUCGCCACGCUUGUCGCCUCCAACUCGACGGUCGAUGCUGUGUUUGUGCCAUCCCAGUCGGACGAGGUGACCAACGCUGUGGCCAAGUCCAAGCAUCUUGCCCAGGUCGCUGCUGGCGACAACAUCAACAGCGACGGUGAGAUGCGCAAGACGACCAACGAAGCCGUCAUCGGCUCGUCGCCGUCGUCACCGAGUGCAUCGGAUGAGCACUUUUCGCUCCUCCAGUUUGCUCUCAUCAACGGCUCGAUGCUGGUGGUCUCGGUUGCUGUCAUCAUUGUCUCGAUGUGGUGGUUCAACCGCGCUCUGGCUCGGCACGUGACCAAGGGCGAGCAUCGCCCGAGGAGCAAGAAGAGUAUGCACAACAGUGUGUCGAACAAGGCGCGGAGCUCGUCGUCAGCCAGCGAAUCCAGCUCCGGAUCCGGCGUGCCGAUGCGGCGGAGGUGGUCGGCCCGGACCGACUCGUCGUACACCUACGAUGGAAGCAUCGCCAGCAUCACCACCGCCACCGCCAGCGAGUAUGCGUAGGGGGGGGGACUGGCCAACCAGUGAUUGUGGUGGGGAAAAGGCACGCUAUUUACGCCGUGCAGAUAGGUAAAGAGGGGAUGCGCCCC